This is a messenger RNA of Pocillopora meandrina, 17253 nucleotides long. The record is from the annotation of a GenBank genome assembly. NCBI's taxonomy places the organism in Eukaryota, Metazoa, Cnidaria, Anthozoa, Scleractinia, Pocilloporidae.
AUCUCUGUCUUCAUUUCAGUGACCCAUGGCGCUUACUUGGAGAGAUAUGACAGAAUCGAUUAUAAACGUGUCAAAUUUCUGUUUGCUGAUCCUCGAUACCCAAACCUACCGAGUUUUGCAACAUGUGUUCCAACAUUCGAACAGCCGUCAAAUUGGGCAGACUUCUUUGGGUCACGCUUAAGAACAUAUUUCGUUCCGCUACAGACAGGAAACCACUAUUUCUAUCUUUGUACGAUAUUCCUUAAACUUUGUUCGUCAUAAUGUUAUACGCGAUUCAUGUAAUUAUUUUUACAUCAGACUUUUCGCUUUCAUCCUCAUUUCAACAUGGCCAAUUAAUUCAAUUGUGAGAUGGAAUUCUUUCACGAGGUAGACAAUAACUCAUUACACUCUGCCUAGUAGAAGGAAACAAUCGAUUUUGGGAGGCACACUUUCAAGCCCCUUCAAUGGCCCAAAAUUCUCUAUUGCUCUCUCUCUUCAAAUAUGCUUCAUUUGCAGUUCAAUGUGUGGGUGUUAAAAUUUUGCUGUUUGAUUUUUUUUUCAGCAUCAGACGCCGGGAGUGAGCUUUACCUCAGCACGAAUGAAAAACCAGAAACUAAGUCGUUGAUAAAUUACGUAAGUGGAGGAUUUGCAACCUAUCAGUAUGAGUACGACAGGUGAGACCAUGAGCACAAAUGCAGUUUGAGAGUGCUAUAUUCAUCUCUGUUGCAGUAACGCAAAUCUCACAAUAAUGUAACAUAGUUUCCUACAAGUUCAUCUCGUAUUGAUAGAGUCGGGUUUUGCCAUAUGCAUAUACAGAACGCAAUUGGUUUUGCUUCGAUAAUUAACAAAACUGUUGCAUGAAUAUUGCCAAAAUAUCUCCCCUCUCGAUAUAUGAUACGUUAACCGCGUGCAUGUUAAGAUAACAAUGUCGUCCUGAUAACGGGUAUCAAAACGGCGUUUGCGCUUUUAAUUUUUAUUCGCAGAAGUGUGAUUAGUAUAACUGAACAGAAAAUUGAACCAUCACUUCGAAUGAAAGUUAUUUGUCUCUCUUGUAAGAAUUUGCAUCUCUUCUUUGGUUGUUUCAUUACACAAAUGAAAAUAACUUCAAAAUAGAAUUGCAGUUUUCUCAUAUUAAAAGAGUCGCUUGCUAAUUCGCAGUUCUCAUCUGUGGAAUAUCUCUGGCUCUCAAAGAUAAGAUUCAUAUUCCGUCAUGGCCACUUAAUAUUCUCUAUUACUUUAAUACAGGCACGUGGUAUAACCUUGCUGGUCGUUUAUUUCAAUUUUGUUUUUUUGGAACGCAGCAUCCACUACAUCCACACUUCAGCGUAAUGAUGUUUUUCCUUUUUGCGCUCUUAGGUUUACAAAUCAAAAAUCUCUACCUGUUUACAUGAAGAAAGGUAAAUUUUACUACAUGGAGGCAGUGAUGAAAGAUGACCACCAGAAAGAUCACCUGGAGGCUGCUGUUAAGACACCAGACGGACAAUUUUACAAAGUUAUACCCUCAAAAUUCUUGUGGACAACUUUGCCACCACCGCCUGGUUGGUAUAUUUUCAAAUAAAUUUUGAUAGUUGUAUUUUACCGGUGGCUGGUAAGUGUACCAAAAUCUAAAAAGAGCUACUUCGGCAUUUUUCGUCAGUUAGAUGAUUUUUGUAAAGAGCCAUCACUAAAAACUUUCACUAACAAUAUUUGAAAUAACAAGACCCUAGGCAAAUAUUCAAACAGUUCAUCACUUCAGUUAUUUCCUUAUUUUCUACGUAUGGUGUACUAUAAAGAACAGGAGCGAUUAAAGUAUUAUCACCCAUCAUUAUUAUUUAUCAGAGAAAAACUCAACCUAUCAAGUAACGUUGCUCAAAGUUGCUGCAAGAGCUGGUGCAAGAGCUGGUUUGGCAUUUGGAGCUCAUUGGGGAAAGAGGAGUGGGGCGAAAGCAGGAGCUAAAGCAGGUGCCUUGGCCGGAAUGGAGGUAGGAGCAUCCGCCGGAGCUCGUGUAGGAGAAAAAGCUGCCCUACAAGUGAUCACAAAAACAAUCGAGGAUGGACUCAAUAACGUCUAUGGACAGAACUCGCACCGAUUUAAGAUUGUUGUAGAGAAUGGGAACGUGGUUUCCGUUACUAAUCCAACUUCAGGAGGCACUCCUGGAAGUGGGGGAUCAGGUGCUACAGGAGGAACAGGGGGUGCAGCUGGCGUAGGAGGCAGGGGUGGCACAGGAGGCACAGGAAGAGCAGAGGGCGAGGGCGGUAUAGGGUUCGGAGGUACAGGAGGCGCAAUGGGGUCGCAAGCCUCAAAGGGCGAAGCGUAUGGAGGGGGAGCAGCAGCAUCGAUGGCUGUAAAAGGAGGAAGUGGCUCGUCACUUACUGUAGGGGUGAACGGAGGUGGCCAAGGACAAGUCAGUGCUGGAAGUAGUGAGAGUGCAUCAGGACAAGCAGGAAAUGGAGCAUCAGUUUCUGCUAAAGGUUCACAAGUGACUGCCGGUGGGGGAGUAGAUGCUUCUCCUGUUUCUAGUAGCAACAAAGCUAGCUCUCCACCAGAUGAAUUUUUGGGGUUCAUGGAGGCGUCAUAUAUGUUAAAACCUGGAGAAGACGCACAAGCAAUGGCAAGACUGCUUGUGUGGAAACAAGGGGCUGCAAGCAAACGUAAGUGGAUGUCUUAGCUCAGAAAACUCUUAACAUUAACACAACUAUUAUUUGAAAAUUGUUAAUGAGGUGGUAUCAAAUCUCUGGAAGACCCUUUUUGAUUUUCCUAAUCCAUCUGAAGUCUCAGCUUAAGACUGUUUUGAGCGAACGCGAUCUCAGAACAUAGAUUCCCUAUGAUAAUUUUUGUUUCCGUGUCAAUUUCCUACUAGACCGGGUCCGGUGUAAAAGUUUGAACUAGACGUUUAGAGGGCUAUAUUUAACAAUAGUAGAUUGUACAUGAAGCUUCACUUAAUUAAUUUUUGCAUUUUACAUGUUUCAGUUGUUCAAGAUGGACUUUACACGGUCCACUCCUGGGAUAUACCAUACCCACAAGAAAAUGGCAGCCUUAACUUCUGUUGGCGUUCUUACAAUGGAGAAAUGGCUCUUAGACCAUUCUGUCAAGUGUUCUCCGUGCGAAUUCCUGCAUUGCAUCAAAAGGUUGAAGCGGGGAAAGAAACCGCUUCGUUUGAAUCAGUUUGCCUUCCAGGUUAUUUCCUGAGGCAAAAAAACUAUAAUUUUAUUUUGCAAAAACGUGAUGGAUCAGAACUGUUUGGUGAGUAACAUUGACGCCCGCAUUUCUUAAGAUCUUUAAGUCAAUUUUCCUUUUUGAUAGUACAAUCUUUUCCUGCCGCAAUUUGAACUGCUUCACCGAGCAGAUUAAUUGAACUAUUCUCAUCGUAGUUAAGUUUUUGUCUAGCGUAUUUUGCUGGUUAAAGUUUUAUUUGUCUUUUUGUUGGUAAAGAAACGACCUUAGCCUCAACUGAGCACAUCAGAGUAUAAUUAUGAACAAUAACAUAAACGUGAUUGUUAAAGUGCGUAUAACUUAUUCUUCCUCAACAGAUAAAGAGAGUUCUUUCUACUUAGUUAGAGUGAUGAAGUUUAGUCGGAAUCUCCUGCUGAAAUCAAUCCACAAAGAUUGGUAUAUUUGCCAAAGUAGAGAUCGGCAACGUGAUCACAUCACACCUUUGGAACUGGACUUUUAUAAUGGUGAUCCCGACGUCCUCGAGAGGUGUACAUUUUCAUUUUGGCCAGUUCCACCAUACGAAAACAAACAAAAGAACUGUCGGAACGUUGUUGGACCGGAGAAACCAUUAACCAUCGCAGGACAACCACAACCCCAUCCUCCUCAUUUAGUUUCAGAGACCAGCGCCCAACCACUCCAACCCUCCUGCAUCCCCAUGUGUUCGUCUGGAGGGUUAACACCAGCGGCACCGGCAAUGUUUCAAGGAACAGGCAUAAAUGGUCCUUCGGAGCCUUCUGUCGCAAGUGGAAAAAGUAAAUACAUGUUUAGUCUGUCAUUGCUCUUUUUCAUGGUGCAUGUUAAUGCAUGAUUCUUUCUGAAUUUGCAGACACCAUUUUAAUCCUGGUCAAAUUUCAGACUCAAGGUGUAGGAGUUAGUCAGACUUAACAAACACAGACCAUUGAGUCAAUUAGUUUGAAGCGAUCACGAACUAAACAAUUAUUAUGACAACAAAUGUCUUCGAGGAUUCUCCAUCACAAUCCAUAAAUUAUUAUUCAUUGAAAUGCCUUCCAGUGAUUAACAUGUAAAGCUUUCCAAUCAAUUUAACACUUACUGUUUCCCAUUUUGGUCCCUCUUUUUUCAGGGAUGUGCGUUGCAUUAAACUUCAUAAACAACUUUGGACCUUCAUUUAAGCUCCUCUCCUCUCUUAAACAUGAAGCGUACCUUGUCACUGGAUCAGGAUUUAAGCUUAAACUCAUUAUAGAACGACCUGAGCUACAUAGCCAUGUUGCAUUCAGCGCUGAGGAUCCGACUGGAAAAAGCAAAUUACUUCUGAAUGAAGAAACAAGCAUAUCAGAAUCACCUGUCCCUGGUUGUCCUGUGUUUAAGGAUAUUUCAGUCACCAGGCAAGGUACGACGCAUUAAUUAUCCUGUGGCAUGUAUUAAGCGGUAUACCCCUUUCGAUUUAUCAUUCGUCCAGGAAAACAUAACAAUGUGAUGUGUAUACAAAAUUAAACACUUGUCCUGUGUCAAUAGAGCAGGAUAAUCAACUUGCGUUAAAAUUUAUUUAGUUUGGUUACCUUUUGAGCCUCACUUUAUCAGAAACCAUUAGAGAAUUCAAGCAUUCUGGCUUGCUGGUAUGUCGAAAGAAAUUCCCCGCGGUUGAAAAUUCAUUGCAGCCAUAUUUCAGUUUCCCUUUAAGUCUCUCUUCCUAGGCAAUCAGCUAUAGAUUUUCGUGGACAAUCUUUCAGCCUUAAGCAUGAUCCUCCUCAAUCAGUUAAUGCCGAAAACAAAGUCAGAAAGUACUGUGCAAAGGUAAUGCAAACAAUUAUCGUCGAAUAUUGGGCUUUGUUCUCCCCAUAUAUCAGCGAUCUAUGUUGCAUUUUAUAGACACCUCAAAACGAUAAAUCGACGAGAUAUCAGAGCUUUCCUGUGGUAUCUCGUUCCAAAGAUAAAUCGUUGCGGUGAUAUAUCGUUCCGGCGAUAUAUCGACGAGACAUCUGAGUUUUCCUGCGAUAUCUCGUUUCAAAGAUAUAUUGUUCCAGCGAUUGAAUAGUUUAAGCGAUAUAUAGUUGCGGCGAUAUAUUUCUAGCAUACAUUUAUCGUAGAGCGCGCAGUACAUCAUCACGAUAAUAUUAUUUGCUCCAGUGAAAUAUCGCUCCAGCGAUUCAUCAUGUUAAAAGCAGCAGAAUAUAUUGUUUCGAGACAGACGGAGAUGAAGUUUUACAGCAUUAGGAAACGAGGCAGGCCUCAAGGGCAAUAUUUAGAUCGAAAAUUUCGAUUAACUGCGAUAGCUUGCGAACAAGUAAUUUUAUUAAGGCAUUAAUAACAGCCUCUAAUGGUUAAAUACGAGCACAUGACAAAAAAUUUAGGACAGCUAAGCGGUCUAAUUUAGGCGCUUUUUUUUCAUUUAUUCUCAAAAGCUGGCAUUUUCCUGUGCUUACUUUACAUGUGUCCCACACGUGGUUUGUUUCUUCUAUACUUAGCACUGAUAGGAAAAGACCUCGCAAAAAGUCUUCCUUGUAGAUAUUCGCGUCUCAAAGCUAUUAACAUAUCAACGGGAUUCGUUCGUACUCAAACUAGUCGAUUCGUACCUGUCCCAAUUUUAAUGCAUUAGAAAUAUCUCACGCACUCGCGCGUUGUUUCGAUUGUUUCCUAGGAUAUUUCGUAAGUUAGUAGAGUCAAGCAAGGUGGUAAGUUUGUACAGUCAAGCGAGUCAAAAUUCCAAUUGGGUGCUGAUCAUUAUGUUGGUUCCAAAAAAACUCUCCAAGUGGUAAAUAAAUGACUAUAAAUAUACGAACAUCAUACAUAUGUGAUUCGAGUUCGCUGCGUUUGCUAUACGUUCGUUGUUUUGAACAUUGUAUCCACUACAUCAGUAAACCCAGUCAGUCGCUACUAACGUUUAACUUCACUGAAUACCUAUCUAAAUUACAAUGACGAUACGGCAACAAAGUCAAUUCGAUACUGUAUAGAAGAUAAGUAAGGGCAAAUUUAAAACUUCUUCAUGAUGGAAAACCGAUAAAUUAUUACUAUUUUUCUGAACUACAGGUAGUGAUUCACGAGAAAGGCUUGGGAAAUAUGAGCCUUUCUCCUUGGGCACUCGCGUCUCGACAUCAACUUCUCAACCUCAUCCUCCACCACCUUUGUCACUUCUGCGCCCUCCCUCUUCUUCUCCUCCAGCUCCAGCUCCUCCUCCUCCUUCCUCUCCUCUUCCUCCUUUCCCUCCUCCUCCUCCACCUGCACCUGCACCUACACCUCCUCCUCCUCUUCCUCCUUCACCGUCCCCUCUUCCACCGCCAUCAUCACUAUCACCAGCCUCUUCUGCAUCAGUCGUUUCAGCAGUCCCUGCAGCCUCGGAAAUUCCAGGUAAGCCACUUAUUAACUUUGUGCAAGCUAACACAAUUAUUUCAUCGCUUUUUUUUUAUCUAAAAGCAAGGUUUUGAUGUGGCUUACAUGGUCAUCAUUUUCUCGAAAAAGAUUUGAAUAUCUGCACUAUGAAAUGAUAUCAGCAAAUAGAGUGCUUUUUACAAACUAAGAUAAACGACAAUGACGAACAAAAAAAGGAUGAACAAUUCGCGUAACAGCAAGUUAUAAAACAAUAGGAGCAGUAAGGUAAAAAUAAAUUUUGAGAUCAAACUGUAAAUAGCAUUGAAGUUAGCCAUGUCCACAGACAUAUUUUGUAGACAAAAAAGAGACUUAGGUUAUUUCAUUUGAUAAACACAAACCGACCAAUAUCAUUUGUCAUUCAAGUGACACUUCCUAUGUUUCAAAAACGUCAGAGACUAAUGCCUUUCAACCAUACCCAGGUAAACCUUUUUAUGAUAUCAUCCAUUAAUCUCUCACUAGAACGUUAUAACCCUUUAAAGUAUAUGCGACUUCAGGGGAGUUUGAAAGUUAAAAUUAUUUUUUUGAAGAAAAAGGGCCUGGAUCCAUUCAUUAUCACUACCAUUACACGAGGACACCCUUCCGUACUCUCGGUAGGUGAAAUAUUUUCCAAAAUACAAAUGAUCUAAAUAAUUCAUUAUAAAGAUUAAUAUGAAAAAUACUGAUGUCAAUAAAAGAUAGAUUAAACAGAAGACGUUUAGCGUUUGCGAAUGAUUUCUUUAAUUGGACAAAGAAAUAGAAAAGAGGUUUUUAGUUUAUCUUCUCUUUUCUAUCAAAAUGCAACAUUUGUCCUGCACUUGAAACUGAUGGUUUUACGACAUUGAAUAAAAAAAAAUUCUUGGCCCUAGUGCGCAUUUAUGAGUUUCAACAUUUAUUAAAUCAAAUGAACUCAGAUCUAACGAGAAAAAUAAGUGUAAAAAAACUAUCGGUAUAUUUGUCUCCGUGGCGGUUGAAUUAAAUUAAGAUCAUAAGAUUUUUCACAAAUUCAUAGUUCAUCUUGCAAAGCAGAAAAUUCGGACUGUUGUUUGUUUAGUCGUUUUAAUGUAAAUUUAUUUAAACACUUAACACCUUUUUUAAUAGGUUGUCCAACGAGCUGUUCCUCCACUGGGUGCCCAGUUUCCUGUCCGCCAUCCUGUUGUCGGUAAAAUCCUUGUUACGCUGGAGUGCAGAUUGAACGAGGACAUAAAAUCGUCCUUUUCAAUGUGGUUAUAAACUGGACGGAAGAAAAUCAGUCAAAGGACCUUGCUCUUGCGUCGCUGAAGCCGCAGUUAUUGUGGCUGUACUGCUUGUCACUUUCCAGAUGUAGGAAGCAGGCAGUAGAUUCGUAAAACCAUGAUAUGAGCAAUUUUAACCGGUUUACAUGUUCUGAAAAAUCACCAAACAAUACUUGCGGGGCAUUGCUAUUCUCGCUCUCAGCGAGAAUCCGUUGACGAAAUGUGCUAGUUUACAUCAACCUAGAACACGCGUUGUAUAAAACACGUAAACCUAAAACGUUCACGGAUUUAUAUGGAACAUGCGUUUUUUUAUUAACAUUUCUAUUUGAGAUAUAGGAUGUUCUUUUCCUUAGGUUAAGGUGUUGAAAGCUCAGCAUUUUCCGUAACAUUUGUUGUUCCUGAAAAAUAUCUUUAACCAAGAGUUACUUUAAGCUAAAAACAAACUUCAAUUAAUAGAUUAAUAGAUAAAUGAAGAAACAAAUAUAUUUACAAAGACGAAUACAAAUUAAAACUGAAAAAUUACAACGUGAGUUAAUGGAUCCUUAUCUGAACAUAACAGCAUCAGCUUCAAACUACAACUUGCGUAUUAUGGUCUAGGUGGCGUUUAAAACUUUUUCUACCACAAUUGGCAAUAAUGUCGCAAUCUGAUUGGCCAAUUUGUCGUUGUCAAUAAGAGUCGAGAUUAUGCUGCUGCGCCUCGUGAAUCCGCAACAUUUUGACAACUGUCAUGACAAAUAUCGUUGUCGAUAAGUGUACAGAACACGCUAAGCCACUUUCGAUUUGUUAAAUCGACAAUUUUUAUAAUUGAAUUGAUGAUUCCUUUUUUGUUUUUGUAGCGAGUUUCAAGAACGCUCCACAAUAAUAUUUAUCAUAAAAACCAAAAUGAGUGAUAUGCAUGGUGUCAUUUUACUUACUCUGUUCUUGUUUUCCCGUGCAACAAAGAGGAUCAAUUAGUGGAGAAUCUCUCUCGUCAAAUGAUGUUGUAGUUCCUAGUGUUAUAAGAAUCGUAGAAAGGGUUUUGACUGCAUGCGCAUGAAAGUUAAAACUUUAAACUCUCUAAAGCUAAACGAAUUUUAAUGGUGGUGCUGUAGAUAUAAACACCCUAAGCAAGAAUCAAUUUACCAAUUUCAGUUUCUAAUAAAUACGAAGAUACACCCUUACGUAUAUUUGGGUACUCUUCUCUAACGAAAAAGCUCAUUUGUUGUUCUUGACUUAACGAGAGAAUCCAGGGUGCGACAUUCAUGUGAAUGUCGGUGAAUCGAUUUUAUUAGACAAAAUAUUUACUUAGGUGAAAUCGGUUCUACUAAUUGAUAACACCACAGGACAUAAUAUGUCAGGACGAUGAGUCUUUCAGUCAGAUUACCCGUUUCGAGCCUUCAUUGUUCGCCUUUCACAGCAGGUGGCUUUUCAAAUGCAACCAUGCAAUAUCUUUGAAUGACGAAAAUGACUUAGUUCCAGCGAUUUCAUUUUGGGCCCCAUUCACUUACAAUGAAUUCCCUGGAAAUCGUGUACUUUAUGUUAUUUUGCUUCUUCAUUGGUCCAUUCUCCAAAGUAAUCACUACAGUAAUGGAAACAUCAGGUGGGUUAUUCAAGUGUUGUAGUAAUUAGAGUGAAAUUGUGUCACUUUUUUGAGAGGGUCAAGUGUAAUCUCAUACAGAGAUUUUCAGAUGAUUAUGGGUCUUUUCAAGCGCAAAGCGUAAUAGUUUUCAAUAUCAGAUUUUUCAGGUCAAUUGAAUUGCAAUUCUAGGGGAGGGAAACUAGCUGAAGUCGAACGUGUUUUAACCUUUUCCCGCCGACACAGGCUGAUCAUUUCUUUUCUCUGCUAUAUUUUAUGUUCGUAAAAUUCAAUUUCGUUUUAACGAACGUAGAGAAGAGUGAAAAUAGAAAUGCACCUUUCGGUCCUAAUUUGAACCAAAAUGCGGAUAAGAGAGAGCAGGCAUGAUGAAUUGGUGAGAUCUCUCGAAUUUUUGUUUGAUUCCCUGCACCUGAUGUCUUAUAUGUCUGUUGAGAUUCACUGACAUUUAAAUUUACUCUACUCUUUCUCGCUCUAAGCUCUAAUCUUCUUUAACAGUGUAUUCCUUUCAUGAAUUAUGAAAAAGAUAUAGACUUCUUUGUAUAACGAAAGUUACAAAAUGAUAAAAAUUUUCAUUCUUCAUUUAUUGACAUCAAUAGAUAACUAUGAGCCCGUCAGGCUGCGACGAGGCUUCGGCUUUAGAAAUGCAGUUUGUGGAUGUAAGUAAAUGGCUCUUCAUUUUGAUUGUACUUGAAGUAAUAUUUACCUAAGGACUUUCGAAAACCAUGGUGAUCGUCAGUUCAGUUCCCAGUCAUGAUAUCGUACUUCUCACUUAUUUGUGUAUGUUGUUUUCUAGUGAAAAAUGGCGUAUACCUGGAGAAAUGGGACCGAAUUGAUUUUAAACGCGUUAAGUUUCUGUUGGCUGAUGAACGAUUUCCAAACAUGCCAAGUUUUUCAACAUGUGUUCCAACGUUUGAACAGCCCUCAAACUGGGGAGACUUCUUUGGCUCACGUUUGAGGACGUAUUUUGUUCCUCUUCAAACUGGAAACCACUACUUCUUUCUUUGUAAGGAAUAAUGUAGUAAUUGAUACCUAUAACUGAAUUUGAUAGCAUCCCAGAAAAGAUGACCGAGAAGAUUCAGGACUCGACAGGAUUCGAACCCGCGCCUCCCAGACACUGCUUCGGCUACUGGCUGGGCCACGACGUCACAUUUUGGAGGGAAGCCAUUUCUUUAAAUGAAGUACACAUGCGUAGAUCAUAUCAUCACAUGCCUAUCAUUUAAGUAUGAGCAGAUUCCUGCACGGGAUUAAAGAGCCCACUUUAAUUUGCCUCGCCCCAACAUUUGUCCUCGUGGCUCAGCUAUUAGAUGCUCCAAAUAGUUUCUGGUGUCACGAUUUACCUCAUCUUUUACUUGUUCGCAUCAAUCAAGUGGUUUUUAACACGCUUCUGAAUUGUCUUUUUUUUUUCAUAUUUUCGUUUUGUUUAGCCCAUUUAUUUCUGUAUCUAGAGUCUUCAAUUGGGAAAGAACAGCAAAACAUACUAUACACUGUAUUAUUUUCAUUUGAUUGCCACAUCUGAUUGCUAUCCAUUACUUACUCUAGCUUCCAAUGCUGGGAGCGAACUGUUUAUGAGCACAAACGAUAACCCAAAGACCAAGACAAUGAUUACCUACGUAGAUGGAGGAUUUCCCACUGGCCAGUAUGAGUAUGACAGGCACGAUCAGUUAAGAUCCUUAACAUACCAAAACUAUUAUAAUACAGAAAAUAUUUUUUUUUCCUUUGGUGAAAGAUUUUAGCUUUUUGGUUGGCCGAUUACUACGGUCGUGCUUUUUCUUCCAAAGUUUCCUUUGCUCUGAGGGGUGAGAGUGAUUAUUGUACUCAUGAUUGACAAGCUAACUUAACAAUAGAGUGUCUGACUUAUUUGAUGGAAGAAUAAUCCAAUGGAUUGAUAAAUGAAGGUCUGAGCGACUGACUGACAGACGGACUGACUGACUGACUGACUGACUGAUUGGCCGACUGACUGACUGACUGACUGGCUGGCUGGCUGGCUUAUUGAUUGACUGACUGGCAGGCAGGCAGGCAGGCUGACUGGCUGACUGCCUGACUUACUGACUGACUGACUGACUGACUGACUGACUGACUGACUGGCAGGCAGGCAGGCAGGCUGGCUGGCUGACUGCCUGACUUACUGACUGACUGACUGGCUAUCUGACUGACUGAUUGACCGGCUGACAGACUGGCUGGCUGGUUGAGUUGGCAAGUCACUAGAUCAUUGGCUGAUUGAACAUCUGUUUGAUUCAAUGACUGAUCAAACCAAAACAUGAUUUUCUUAACUAAUGGAUCCAUUCUAACGGUGGAUCCAGGAUUUUUCUUAGGAAGGGGUGCACCACUCAGGGAUGAAGUAAAUGACGAGUGACGUAAACAGAGAUAAUUCCACGGAAAGCCGCACGAACGAUUUUUAUUCACUAAUUGCGAUGUAGCAAAAAAACGAACGAGUGAGUUUUUUAAUGCAUCGCGACGAGAUGUUUCUAUUUCAUACAUACUGAGAUUUUUCCUUACUGACCGACACAUUUCAAAGAUGGCAAGUUAUCUAAAUUCAAGAGCAAAUUUUAUUAUAAACACCGCCAAAUCCGCAACGUGGCGCGAUAUUCAAUCUCUGUAGACAACUAUAUAUUCCAUUUUCUUAUUUGUUUUCAAACUAAUUUGCCAAAGGAGUGACUUUACUUUUAAAAGAGAGACAAAGAUAAUUCAUAUUUUUUAACUUCAAUUUAUAAAUGGCAUCGCGAAUUUGCAGAUGUUUGCAAUUUUGAAGUUUAAAACUUGCAAAGAAAAUGGCACACCCUCGGUUUUGCAAACUUGCGUGUUUUCUUAUACGCUAAAUCGUUGAUGAUACGAGCUUGAUAGUUUUUUCUUUUGAGAUAUCGUUCAAAGCUUGCAAUCAUCUUCAUUUGUAAGGAAUGAUGUUAACCAGAAAUUUGGACUCAUUCAAUAAGUGUUAUGAUUAAGGCCUUUGCAAGAGCCUCGUCAAGUGGAGUCGACGCGUUUUCCGCUCCUUUCUCACAACGCACACACCAAACAACUUACAUUCCAUCACGUAGGAUGAAGACAACGUUCAAAUUCCAAUCAGAACAUACCCAAUCAUUGCACUACAUGAACAGUAGACAAUUUUACGAGCUUGGUUUGUAUUUUACCAUUCAAAUUCAUUCCAUUAUACCACAUUAGACUUCGCUCCAUCACAUACCAUUUCCUUGUAAACAACCUGCAUUUUAUCACGUAUUCUAACCGCAUCGUCCAACACCACUGAAAACAAUUUACAUGAAACUUUAAGCUACUUAUAGUGAAUUUUCCACACAUUCCCCUGCGUUUUGACUUUUUCCACGAAUAAAAUUCGCUUUUAACAACCUUGGAAUUAACCCAAUCGCGUGUUAAUUCAAAUGUAAACAACUUGCAUUUAAUACGUAUUUCACACACAGAGGGCAAAGUCCAGAUAGGCAACAACAUAUCAAGGAGCCCUCUUUUAAAUAUUAUCCUUUUCUCAUGUCAGUGUAUCUGCCCUUUUACGUGAUCGCAAUGUAUCUUUGGUUAGGGUCUAUUGGAGAUGCAACAGUUUCAGUUUGCUUUUCUCAGUAAAAAUUACGUGGAAUUAUAUAUUUUAGGCGACUAGCUGUUGACGAAUAAUUUUGAUUUUCUUUCUGUUAGAGGAACGGCCGUAAGCGUAGUCUCUUUUGCAAUCGUUUUUUAUCUCGUCACGCAAUGACUCUCUCUCCGACGGGGAAUAGACGAGACCAAACAACGGCGGUGAAGGAGACAGUAAGCGUGUUAGCGAUCCAUCUUAUUUUUGCUCAGAAAUAUUUAGGCAAUAGAGACAAUAGACCACAAAAUACCUGUGUGAAUUAAGAUAAAUUAUGUUUUUUCUCCUUUUCUUGAAGUAAAGUAAUGAGAUAUCUCGUUUCUUUUGAAAGUUAUGAAAACAUCAGGAACACAAAGUGUCUCAUCUCGACUUACCCAGCUGAAAAAAAUAUCUCUUGCAUACUACGCAUACCUCUGUUUAAUUCCCAAUUAUCUUCACCGCAGGUUUCUCAAUCAAAAGUCGUUGCCGAUUCGUUUGAUCAAAGGAAAAUAUUAUUACAUGGAGGCUAUUUUCAAAGACGAUCAUCAGAAGGAUCACCUGGAAGUUGGAUUAGAGACACCCAACGGAUUAUUUUACAAAGUAAUACCCUCCAUGUUUUUAUGGACCGACGCGAAAUCUAGUGAGUACCUACAAUGUCAAAAUUGCAUCUUUAAUGAUAAAGUAUGCAGAAUCUACAUUAAGUGACUUUCUUUUCAUCUUAAUUGGUGCGUCAUGAAGCGUUGAGCCUCAAUCUCUAAAGUUCCUGGUGCCUUUUGGUCUACUUUUGCUUUUACCACAACUGAAUUCUCUGAGCCACAUAAUAUUAAAAUAUUUGCUCCUCCAAUUUGGAUCAUGGAAUGUGUCUUUUAAUCUUUUUUCAUGGCAUGCGUGUAUCUAAGAAUCCGAAAAUCUGAGAAUCUCGAAGGAAAUGAGCCACUUUCAUGUGACUCAAAGAAAUGUAUUUUUCUCACUGAGUUUUGCAAACAUUAGCAACAAUUGCAAGAUUUCCUGAAGAAUGCUAACAUUUUCCAUUCAAAACAAUAUGAUUUCGAGGACCUCUCCGGCACAGGAGGAUUUUAGAGCAUCUCUUAUUUUAAACCAUGAAUAAGGCGUCUCCUCUUCUAUGGCACGGUAAAUUUACAGAAGCUAAAUUGGAUAAACAUGUGUAUAUAAAUUAUGACAGACUGAACAUGUCAUUUUAUCAAUUUAAAACAGCUUGAGUGUGAAGGAUUUUUAAUUAUCCCAUUUACGUCCACCAAAGCAAUAGCUUUCAUUCAAAAACAUUAGACGACUGCAUCACUAAACGCUGAGAUAUUCUUAACCGUCAUUUUUUUCAUUUUAGACACUCAGAUUUCUUUCUCUUUUUAGCAAAAAACACAACCGCUCUGGCAGUUUUAAUUAAGACAGCAGCGCGAGCCGGAGCAGCAGCUGGUUUAUCCUUCGGGGCGAAGUGGGCGAGUAAGAGUGGAGCAAACGCGGGAGCUAAAGCUGGUGCGAUGGCAGGAGUGAAGGCUGGGGCAUCGGCUGGAGCUAAAGCAGGCGAGCAUGCUGCCAUCAGAACAUUAAAGAAAGCGCUAGAGGAUUCUCUAAAUCUUCUUCAUGGUGACUCUUUGCACAAAUUUAACAUAAUCGUAAAGAAUGGAAGCGUCACGGCCGUUACCGGUCCAGGAAUGGGUGGACUGAGUACCACCACAACUGGAGAGGCAAGUGCAGGCACUGGUGCGGGAUGGGGUGGAGGUGGUGGCGGGGGAGGGGCUGGCGUUGGUGUUGGGGUAAGUGGUGGCGGUGGUGGCGGUGGAGGUGGUGGUGUUGGAGGAGGGGGAGGAGGGAUUGGAGCUGGUUCGCCUGGUAUGGCUGGAACAGCUGGUGCAUCAGGCACAGCUGGUAUUGCUGCUGGUGUAGCGGGAAUGCCUGGAUUUACAGGAGGUGGGGCUGCAGGCGGAGGUGCGGGUGAAGUUGUAGGCGGAGGAGCAGGAGUAGAGGGAGGGGGAGGUUCCAUAAGUGGAGCAGGAGGUGGAGUUGCUGCUGAAACUAGUGUUAGUAGUGGAGCUGUUAGUGGAGCUGCUGGUGGAAAUGGUGCUGGAGCAAGUGGCGCAGCUGGUGGUGGAGGGAUUGGGAGCACGAUUGGUGGUGUUGGUGGUUCUGAAGCAGAAGGAAUUGUAGGUGUGGUUUCAACCAGCGGAGCGACGAGUGGGUAUUCAACACGGCGUGUAGUCACUUACAUACCAAAAGCAGGAGAAGAUCCACAGACCAUUGCUCGAGCGCUAGUUUGGAAAGUAGGAGCUGCGAGCAAAAGUGAGUCAAUGACGAUAUCAAUAUGCCAAUAACUAGCACGGGAAUAUAAUCAUUGACAAAUAAAUAUAUGUACCUCGGAAAAAAGGGGGGAAAUCGGGUGAAGUGUAAUGGACUUAUUUCUUGUCUGGGCUAUCUGUAAUUUAUUAAAAAAAACUAAACCUUCUGAUACCAAAACAUUCCUUAAAGAGGCCUAUUGUCAAUACUUAUUUUCACUGUAUCAGUAUGUGAUUUGGCGAUGCUCAAACUGUCGUGUUCGAGUGAUGCUAAGAAGGAUUUCCACUCAAAUUGCUGCGAGGUUUGAAGGACGAUACAUCUCUUCAUCAUUAGGUCACAGUGGGCGAACAUUUGUAUUUCCCUUCAAAUUCUCAGGAAAGUUUACUCGGGUCCAGAGAUAUACAGGUUAUGCAGACAAGAACUGAAAUUGUACAAAAAUAUAACUUAAGUGAAGUAACUUAUUUAAACCACGUUUUGCCCCUAGUUGUAGACAGAGGAUUAUACAGUGUCCACUCGUACUUCACUCCCUACACGCAGGAGAACGGAACCCUAAAUUUCUGCUGGCGAUCGCUCAAUGGUGACGUGAAUUUAGAUCGCUUCUGCCAUGUCUUUAGAGCUCAUAUUCCUGGGCUGUACAAGCAAGCUGAAGAAAAAAAUACCACUGUAUCGUUUGAGUCAGUUUGUCUACCAGGAUAUUUUGUGAGGCAGAAAAAUUACCACUUUAUUCUUCAGAAAAGAGAUGGAUCAGAACUAUUUGGUAAGAAAUUUUGCAACGUUGGAACCAAUUUUAUUUUUCACAAGUGAUAGGCGUGAUCAUAAAUACGUAGCAUUUUCUUGAUUUACGAUCUUACUUGGCGUUAGGGUAAUAUAUUUUUUUUUAUUCUACAUUGUUCACCUCUCCUUUGAAAGAGGAAUCAAAAAUUAUUCUUAGAAUGAAUAUUUCUUUGCAUUUCUUAUCCCUCAAUAUUUUCCUGACAUCAUUUCCCUACAGAUAAAGACAGUUCAUUCACUCCCUUUUCUGUUAUGAAGUAUACCAGGAAUCUUCUGCUGCAGUCAUUUCACAAUGAUUGGUACAUGUGUCAGAAGCCUAACGAAGGCAAUUCUAUUCACAAGAACCCUACCAUACUGUUGGACUUUUAUAAUGGAGAUCCAGAUGUCCUCGCUCGCUGCACGUUUUUAUUUCACCCCAUCGCUCAAAAUGAAAAUAAACUGACGUGGUGCAAGAACGUGUUAGGACCAGUAGAAUUUCCGUCUAUAAGUGGUCAACCGCUGCCUCAUCCUCCCUUCUUAAUUCCACCGGCAACAGCCCAGGCCCCUGCCCUUCCCUCUUGUAUACCAUUAUGUCCUCCAGGGACUGAGGGUGGAUUAAUUGAACAGGAAACAAGCGUUGGACCCUUAACACCAAUUUUUCCUUCACCACCUGAAUUGUCACAUGGACCAUCUUUCCUCCCGAGUAAGUGUUCAACACUUUUUACAAUGAUUGAUAGACCGGCGAUACUUUUAUCCAUGAUCAAAUGGUAGAGGGAAGACGCUGGGAAGGGAGUCUCUUGUAUAUGUUUUCCUAAUCCAAGGCGUCUUUUCUUAAUCGCUUAGCGUUAAGGAUAGGAGACAGCUGAGUGUGAUAUAUUGCUAUUGAUUUUUUUUGAGGAAAGGAAUGUAAAGGAUACGUAUGUUAAAGUUAUCACACCCAACACUCUAAACUCUUCAAAGAUGUAAGAUUGGUGUAUUUUUAUUGUAAAUUGUGAUAAAUUACAUGUUUGCUUCCCUUUUAGAGAUGUGUGUUGCGGUAAACUUCAUUAACAAAGUUGGUUCUCCCUUUAAACUUUACUCGUCUCUUAAACACGAGGGAUAUCUCGUCAUUGGACCUAGCUUUAAAUUAAAACUGAUAAUAAAUCGACCCGAACUGCAUAGUCAAGUGACAUUCUACGCCGAAGAUCUUUCCAGAAAACAAAGAAUUCUUCUAAAUGAACGCUUAAGCAUAUCAGAGCCAGUGGUCGCUGAUUGUCUCCAAUUCGAGGACGUAUUUGUUACGGCAGAGCGAGGUAUGAUCAAAAGGAGAUAUUUUGGUGAUUUCACUUAUAAUAAUAUAUAUAUGCAACUUAUAUUUUCGUUCCCAAUGCAAUACGUAGAUUAA